AAAUAAUUUUCAGAAGUGCUUAUGAAAUUCUCUGGGAGAAUAACUUUUCCUCUGGGAUUUUGGUUUUCUGAAUCUUUGAUAAGUAGUUUCUGAUUAUUUAAAAUUUAUGUCCUUUGGUGUAAAAUAUUUCUACACAUAUCUAGAGAUACACAUAUGCACUUCCCAAAGUGAAUUGUAUAUUUUACCUUUUUCUUUGUUUGAUACCAUCUCUAGCCUUACCUGACAGUACCCCCCCACACACACUCACUGUGUCUACGAGGCCGGUGUUGAACUCCUAGACAACAGCCUGCCUCAGCCUCCUCUGUGCUGGGAUUAAAGGUGUGCACCACACCUAGCACUUGUACACGUUUUAGGAUGGGUAGGCUGUUGGCACUUAAUAUCCUUCCCAGAUAGAAUAAGCUAUUUACAUAUUCUAGAUUCUUCCAUCUAAAUGAAAACUCCUCCUUUUCAGAUCUUCCCACUUCCUUAUCCGUGGUAACUGAGGGAAUUCCUUAGUCUCUUCCUGCUUCUUUCUGAGUCUCGUCUAAACUAUUCCUGACACUAUGAAUGCUAUCUGGAUGCCUCUUAAGACCCAGAUAGAUGAAUCGGGAAUGAAGAAGCAGCAGUUAAUUGAGUCUGUUCUCAGGGGAGGCAGUAAGGGGCCGUGGAGCUGGCCUCAGCACUGGAAGAGGCUGGACUUCCUGUCUCUCUGUGCUGAAUGGCUGCGAUGGCGCCCGCUCUCACUGACGCAGCAGCUGAAGCACACCACAUCCGGUUCAAACUGGCUCCCCCAUCCUCCACCUUGUCCCCUAGCAGUGCCGAGAAUAACGGCAACGCCAAUAUCCUUAUUUCUGCCAACGGAACCAAAAGAAAAGCCAUUGCUGCAGAGGAUUCCGGUCUAGACUUCCGAAAUAAUCCUACCAAGGAAGACUUGGGAAAGCUGCAACCAUUGGUGGCAUCUUAUCUCUGCUCUGAUGUAACAUCUGUUCCUGCAAAGGAGUCUUUGAAAUUACAAGGGGUUUUCAGCAAGCAGACAGUCCUUAAAUCUCAUCCUCUUUUAUCUCAGUCCUAUGAACUCCGAGCUGAGCUGUUGGGGAGACAGCCAGUUUUGGAGUUUUCCUUAGAAAACCUUAGAACCAUGAAUACAAGUGGUCAGACAGCUCUGCCACAAGCGCCUGUAAAUGGGUUGGCUAAGAAAUUGACUAAAAGUUCAACACAUUCGGAUCAUGACAAUUCCAGUUCCCUCAAUGGGGGAAAACGGUCUCUCACUUCAUCUGCUCUGCAGGGAGGUGAAGUGGGGGCAUUUGACUCUGGGAACUUGAAGGGGGGUAUGACCAAUUGCACUCUUCCACAUAGAAGCCUUGAUAUAGAACACACAACUCUAUACAGCAAUAAUAGUACUGCAAACAAAUCUUCUGUCAAUUCCAUGGAACAGCCGGCACUUCAAGGAAGCAGUAGGUUAUCACCUAGUACAGACUCCAGCUCUAACCUGACAAAUGUUAAGUUAGAGGUCAAAAAGUCUCCUCUGUCUUCCAUUCAUUUUAGUGCUUUAGACUCUGACACAAGGAUAACAGCUCUGCUAAGGCGGCAGGCUGAUAUUGAGAUCCGUGCCCGCAGGUUACAGAAGCGAUUACAGGUUGUGCAAGCCAAGCAGGUGGAGAGGCAUUUACAGCACCAACUGGGUGGGUUUUUGGAAAAGACAUUGAGUAAACUGCCAAACUUGGAAUCCCUGAGGUCCCGGAGCCAGUUGAUGUUGACCCGAAAGGCUGAAGCGGCCUUGAGAAAAGCUGCCAGUGAGACUACCACUUCAGAGGGACUUAGCAACUUCUUGAAAAGUGAUUCAAUUUCAGAAGAAUUGGAGAGAUUUACAGCUAGUGGCAUAGCCAAUCUGAGGUGCAGUGAACAAGCAUUUGAUUCAGAUGUCACGGACAGUAGUUCAGGAGGGGAGUCCGAUAUUGAAGAGGAAGAGCUGACUCGAGCCGAUCCUGAGCAAUGCCAUGUACCCCUGAAACGCAGAUCUGAAUGGAGAUGGGCUGCAGACCGAGCAGCUAUUGUCAGUCGCUGGAACUGGCUUCAGGCCCAUGUUUCUGACUUGGAAUAUCGAAUUCGUCAGCAAACGGAUAUUUAUAAACAGAUACGUGCUAAUAAGGGGUUGAUAGUCCUUGGGGAGGCACCUUUCCCAGACCAUACAACAGACUUAUUUUCACUUAGUUCUGAGGUGAAGACAGAUCAUGGGACUGAUAAAUUGAUUGAGUCUGUUUCUCAGCCUUCAGAAAACCAUGGUAUUCCUGUUAGUCAUAUUUCAGAGUCCUUGUCUACCAAAUCAUGUGGAGCACUGAGACCUGUCAAUGGGGUUGUUAACAGUCUUCAGCCUGUCCUGGCAGACCAUGUUCCAGGUGACAGCUCUGAUGCUGAGGAACAAUUACAUAAAAAGCAACGGCUGAAUUUAGUUUCUUCAUCAUCUGACGGCACCUGUGUGGCAGCCCGAACAAGGCCUGUAGUGAGCUGUAAGAAGCGGAGGCUUGUUAGGCCCAGCAGCAUUGUUCCUCUUUCUAAGAAGGUUAACCGGAAUAGCACCACCCGCUCUGGCUGUGAUGUCAAUCCCUCUUGUGCUCUGUGUGGUUCAGGCAGCAUAAACACCAUGCCUCCUGAAAUUCACUAUGAAGCCCCUCUGUUGGAACGUCUUUCUCAGUUGGAUUCUUGUGUUCACCCUGUUCUAGCAUUUCCAGAUGAUGUUCCCACAAGCCUGCACUUCCAGAGCAUGUUGAAGUCUCAGUGGCAAAACAAGCCUUUUGACAAGAUCAAACCUACCAAAAAGUUUUCACUUAAGCACAGAGCACCCAUGCCAUGCAGUCUGUCAGAUCCAGUUCGUAAAGACAGGCAUAAGUUGGUCAACUCCUUCCUUACAACAGCCAAGCUGUCCCAUCACCAAACCCGGCCUGACAGGACCCACAGGCAGCACUUAGACGAUGUGGGGACUGUGCCCAUGGUGGAGCGAGUGACUGCUCCAAAAGCAGAGCGCUUGCUCAAUCUGCCGCCACCAGUACAUGACCCAAACCACAGCAAAAUGAGAUUGCGAGACCAUUCAUCUGAGAGAAGUGAAGUGUUGAAGCAUCACACAGACAUGAGCAGUUCGAGCUACUUGACAGCUACCCACCAUCCAUCACACAGCCCCCUGGUGAGACAACUCUCCACCUCAUCAGACACCUCCACAACACCUACCAGCUCUGGCUCACAGGUUGCAGCCAGCACGUCUCAGCCAGUGAGGAGGAGAAGGGGAGAGAGCUCAUUCGAUAUCAAUAACAUUGUUAUCCCGAUGUCUGUUGCUGCAACAACUCGUGUUGAGAAACUACAAUACAAAGAAAUCCUUACUCCAAGCUGGCGAGAGGUUGAUCUUCAGUCUCUGAAGGGGAGUCCUGAUGAAGAGAAUGAGGAGAUUGAGGACCUUUCUGAUGCAGCAUUUGCUGCCCUCCAUGCCAAAUGUGAGGAGAUGGAGAGGGCAAGGUGGCUGUGGACCACAAGUGUGCCACCCCAGCGUCGGGGCAGCAGGUCUUACAGGUCAUCAGACGGCCGGACCACCCCACAGUUGGGCAGUGCCAACCCUUCCACCCCACAGCCUGCCUCUCCUGAUGUCAGUAGUAGCCACUCUCUGUCAGAGUUCUCCCAUGGUCAAUCUCCUAGAAGUCCCAUUAGCCCAGAACUGCUCUCAGCCCCCCUCACCCCUGUGGCUCGGGACAGUCUGCGACACUUGGCCAAUGAAGACACCCGUUGCUCCACACCAGAGCUGGGGCUAGAUGAACAGUCUGUCCAACCAUGGGAGCGGCGGACCUUCCCUCUGGCUUACAGUCCCCAGGCAGAAUGUGAGGAGCAGUUGGAUCCACAGGACAUGGCAGCACGCUGUACUCGCCGCACCUCAGGCAGCAAGACUAGUCGGGAGUCAGAGGUGGCACCCACCUCACCUCCUGUUGUCUCCCUCAAGAGUCGGCAUCUGACAGCAGCAGUCGCAGCUCAGCGCCCAACUCACAGAUGAGCAGGAAAUGAGACUCUAUAUAGACUCUCUACUAUUGGCAUUAAAGCUUCAGAAAUCUCUGCGUUUGAUAUUCAAACAUCAUAUGCUGGAAUUUUCACAGUUUUUAGUGAAUUUAAGGAAUUUAGAUCCUCCUUUGGUUGGUUUGGUUUUGUUGUUUCUGUUUUCAUGUUUUGUUUUCAUGUCACACCUGAGCACUUCCUCCAGUUGGCAGACAAGUUCAGGAAGAAACCCUGCUGGCCUGGUCCUGCAUAUCCUCUGCACUGUUGGAUCACUGGACUUCCCAAUGUUAGAUGAUCACCCUCUCCCUUGCACCUGUGGGGUAGGGUGGACCAGCCAGGUAGCAGUGGGUGGAAAGCUCUAAGUCAACAGUCUCCUUAGGUUGGGAUGGGAUAGAAUAAAAGCAGUCUGGGCUCUUACCCCUUCCCUCCAGUCUGUGGCUUGACUCGGCUUAGCUCUAGCUGGGCACCCCUCCUUGGUCUUCUUGUGCUGGCGCUCCCUUCCAGCCAGCAGUACAACUAGCUUCUCCUUGUCACCUGGACCUUGAAGACCUAUUUUGAGUUUCAUCUGCAUUCGGUCAUCUGUCUUGGCUCCUUGGCUGCAGUACUCUGCCGCAGCUGCUCAGGUCACCCUGUUCUACCCUUUCCCAUCUUUUCUCUCCUGUUCAUGCACACAGACACGUUAGUCCUUCCGCUCAGAACAUCUAUGAAGAUAGGGUUUGGACUGCUUAACCCAUUCCCACACCCCUAAAAGUUAGGAAGUCUGGAGUACACAGCAUCACUUCUGUAUCAUGUUUUCACUCAGUAGUAGUCACAUGCCCUGUUUCUUUCACGUCCCUGUCAGUCACUUAGACUCCCUCAUCUCUGCUCCCCUUGCCUGUGGAACACUGUCUGGUCCUAGCUGUGGUUUCCAUUGUUCCCCACCAACCUCCUGUUAGCCUUGUGCCUGUCUUAUGUAUAAUCACAUCACCAAAAAAAGGGGAGGGGGAAAGGAAUUUUCUUUUUCUGCCAUUUUAUAAUUAUACAAAAAUAGUAGGCAGACUGCUUAAUGGUUGGGGUUUUUUCACAAUUUUCAACAUUAGUGAUUUUUUUUGUUUGCAAGUUAAAAGGUUUGUCAUUGUUUCUUUAAACAACAAUAAUGCACCAUAUCCCUAUGCAUAAAGUGCUUCUUCUAUUUAUAAGGUUGAAAAUUCUGAAUAACCCUUUUAGCAUUGUAAAAAAAAGACAAAAAUUUAAAAAAACUUGUAUUUUGUAAAUAUUUUCUUUUCCUGCUUUGAGCUGUGUAAUGGCAGCGAACAUGUAGCUGUCUUUGUUCUAUAGAAAUGCUUUUCUUCAGAGAAGCUGAUCUUUGUUAAUGUCUUGAUUCUGUUCGCAAAGCACAGACUAGUGCUUAAAAAAAAAAGGAAGGAAAAUGAAAAAAAUAAUAAAAAAAAAGAUACAGAAA
This is a messenger RNA of Alexandromys fortis (reed vole), 5449 nucleotides long. RefSeq names its product KAT8 regulatory NSL complex subunit 1 (gene Kansl1). Lineage: Eukaryota; Metazoa; Chordata; Mammalia; Rodentia; Cricetidae. The record is from RefSeq and is a predicted model, not a curated record. The transcript has 16 exons. Bases 698 to 4009 code for a protein of 1103 amino acids. Gene Ontology annotation, cellular component: NSL complex. Gene Ontology annotation, molecular function: histone acetyltransferase binding.